Molecule: messenger RNA, 5239 nt
Organism: Neoarius graeffei (lesser salmon catfish)
Lineage: Eukaryota; Metazoa; Chordata; Actinopteri; Siluriformes; Ariidae
Gene: erfl3
Product: Ets2 repressor factor like 3
Exons: 5
Coding region: 455-2260 (601 amino acids)
Biological process (GO): cell differentiation; regulation of transcription by RNA polymerase II
Cellular component (GO): nucleus
Molecular function (GO): DNA-binding transcription factor activity, RNA polymerase II-specific; sequence-specific DNA binding
Source: RefSeq, a predicted model, not a curated record
GGACGGAUAGAUAGAGAGAGAGAUAGAUAGUGUGUGUGUUGUAGGAGGAGGAGGAAGAAGAAGAAGAAAAAAGUCAGUGUGAAAGAGGGAGUGGGAAGCUGAGUAAACUGCUGCGAGUCGGUGGCGACCUGUGACAGAAAGAAAAUGUUCGAAGAGACGCCGAGUCGCGCGAGCGAGCGGAACACUAAGUUAGCCGGAGCGCGCGCGGUGUGCUCUCAGCUCUCGGCGGGACGGUGUUAUUGAUCCGGGAAACUCAUUCCGCGCUCACUGGUUCCGCGGAGACACUUCAGCACAAGUCUUGUAUGUGGCGACUUCCGGCUGAGACGGAGCCCGAGCCUGCACAAUUUAGUGAAAGUUUAGUUUCUUUCUCGUUGUUUUUUCGGCUCGUCAGGCCGACUCUCGCCCUCUACCGAACGGGACUCGGCUCACACUCGCACUCUCUCUCUCACACAGCAUGAAAACUCCCGGGGAAACGGGGUUCGCCUUUCCAGAAUGGGCGUACAAGCCCGAGUCCAGUCCAGGCUCCAGACAGAUCCAGCUGUGGCACUUUAUCCUAGAGCUGCUCAGAAAGGAGGAGUACCACGAUGUCAUCGCCUGGCAGGGGGACUACGGCGAGUUCGUCAUCAAAGACCCUGACGAGGUGGCCAGACUGUGGGGGGCGCGCAAGUGCAAGCCUCAGAUGAACUACGACAAACUCAGUCGCGCUCUCAGGUAUUACUACAACAAACGGAUCUUGCACAAAACUAAAGGCAAGCGCUUUACCUACAAGUUCAACUUCAACAAGUUGGUCCUCGUCAACUACCCCUUCAUAGACAUGGGGUCUGCAGGUGUAGGUGUUCCUCAGAGCGCUCCUCCCGUGCCCACAGGGGCAGUGUCUCAUUUCCGUUUCCCCCCCUCCACCCCAUCUGAGGUUCUGUCCCCCAGCAGUGAGGAGCUGAGAAGCCCGGGCUCUUUCAGCAGCGUGGCACGGCGCCUGGCUCGCGGCUCCGUGUCUGACUGCAGCGAUGGCACCUCUGCCAACUCUGAGAUCGACGAGGGCGGCCUCGGCGUCGGCGCAGCUGAAGAGCGGGUGCCUGAAAGAGGCUUCAGGAGCGCCAUGCCGCCUCGCCUGACCCACGACGCUCUGUACCAGAUGUACAGAAAUCACGGCGGUCACAGGGGUCAUCGCGCUCACCCAGAGCCGCUCUCGCCCUUCGCCCCUGCAGGCUCGGGCCUGUUGGCUCCACCACCGCUCUCGCCUGCCCUGCCGGUGACGGCUGGCACACAUCUGCCCUACACACCGUCGCCCACGCUGUCCCCCAUGCCAGGCUCCAUAUUCUCCUUCAGCGCUGAGGACAUGCAGCGCUACCUGCAGGCGCAUACGCAGAGCGUCUACAAUUACCACCUGAGCCCGCGUGCCCUCUUCCACUACCCCAACGUGGUCGUGCCUCACCCACAGCGACCCGAGAAGCCUCUGCCGAGUACCACCGAGCGUCCGUCCGUCCUCACUCACUCAUACCCGCUGGCUCCAGCUGACGACGUCCAUCACGCCCCCUUUAAGUUCAAGCUGCAGCCCCCACCACCAGGCAGGAAGCAGCAGCGUGAGGCACAGGGACACCAGGGCUCCCUCGGCUCUUCACUCUCUUUCGGCAGUGAUCUGAGCUCGGGCAUCGUCUCCAACUCUUCAUCAAGCGGCUCGCUCAACAGCACAGGCCUACCCAAGAUAAAGGUCGAGCCCAUCUCUGACAUCGAAUCUGAGGAGGAGGUCGAAGUUACUGACAUUAGCGACGAGGAAGGAGACGAGCGAGACGACGAGUUCUUCUCUGCCCACCGCCGCGACAAUCACGACCACCACGAGCACAUUUUCGGGCGCCAGUCCAACGGCACUUCUGCUCCUCAUCAGUAUGACGACUCGGAGGAAGAUGUGUUCAAAGCCCCGGCUCCUCCACCAUUCUUUGGUCCACCUUCCUCAUCGUCGUCCCGUGGCGGCUUGCCCGUGAUAAAGAGCGAGCCGGACAUGCCCCCGGCCCCCAGCGGGCACGGACAGGCCCCUUUGCCCUCUCCCUCUCAGUGCAUCCCACUAAAACUGCGCUUCAAGCGGCGCUGGGACCAGGAGCAGCACACCGAGGAGGCCGAGGAUAAAAAGGUCAAGGGGGACAAAAAGAACGGCGAGAGCAGCGGAGUCGAGAGGGAGGACAGCGAGAACUCCACCCCUCACAAACUGAGCGCCGAACUGCACCGCGCAGCUGCCCAGCUGUCUCUGGAAAACAAGGACUGCUGAUACAAGGGACGUGAUAAGGUCCAGACGCGCGCGUCCAGAACAAACACCGACGCCUACAGUGCUCGAAACAACGACCGCUGACGUUCACACGCUCGCAGACCGACAUGGCUCUUUUUCGAGAUCUUUGAUACUGACGGACGAAUACACACACGCGCACCAGCACUCACGACGGCAGCCCGCAAACAAUACCGACACCCUUCUCUUCACAAACAAGCGUUUUCGUUUCAGAGCUCACCAGUGUAAACUUUGUCCGAAGGUGACUGUAAUAAGGAAAAAGUAACCCGCGCGCACCACUGACCCUCAGGAGACUUUGACAAUUGGCACUGGAGGAUAUAUUUUUUAAUCUUUUUUUUUUUUCUUUUUAUUCAGUGAAGUGCCUGCAAACGAAUCCCUCAGACCCCCACAGACAGCAGAGAGAAAGUGCAGAACAAGUCUCGGACUCGAGCGAUCACACGACGAACGGGCAGAUCAGCGAUCAUUAGCUGUGGGCGGAGUUUUUGUCUGCCCGUCCUCGGAGAGGCACUGUUGCGAAUGCUCACCGAGCUCUAACCAGCCUGGCCAAGUUGCUCAGGGACUCUGUGGCGUGCACGUGCGCACACAUACAUACAUGCAGACACCUCUCUGUCUCACACACACUCACACACACAUUACUGAUAAAUCCACCUGUUGCUUGUGUGAAACCUGCGCUGGGCUGCGUUUCUCUUAAACUCCUCUGCCUCAUGAAAAUCAAUAUAUGUUCAAGCUAGGAGUGUUCACGGCACCUCGUGUAACUCCUCUAACGUGUGACAGUUUUUGGAAAGCAAGCUCGGGUGGUUGGGAGUGUGUGUGUGCGUGUGUUCUAAUGUUUGAGCGCUCUCAGGAUCUCUCUUCUCUCUGUGUAAACCAGCUCACCUCAGUGCUCUCUCUCUCUCUCUCUCUCUCUCUCUCUCUCUCUCUCUCUCUCUCUCUCUCUCUUUUUUUUUUUGGCUCAUUCUGGGACCAGAAAAUACUGUUGUAUUCCAUUCUUCUUCUUUUUUUCCUGUCUGGAUGAAAGGAUUUGUGUUUUAGAGCUCUGACGAUCACAGAUCUGUUUUGGCUAAAUGCAGCUUCGGGAUCACUGCUGACUGGAGCGAAGGUGGAGAUUUUGUUUUGCUCUUUAUUUUUUAUUUUUUUUAUUUUAAACGCAUUGUUGUCCAACAUAAUCACUCGUUCUUGGUUCUCAGCGCUCACUGUGUGAGUGAUCAGUGUGUCAUUCGGUGCAAGAGAGGGGCCGGAGGGCUACGCUUUGGGUUGUGUAAGUGUAGGCAGUGUUGGGUUUUUUUUUUUUUUUUUAAAUACACCUGUGUGGGAAUUGGAGUUCCUCUCAUGUAAUCCUACAGAACCUCCUGGGGAAUUGUGGGAAGUGUAGUUUUUUUUUUUAAGCCGUCUUUGUGGCGUAUGAGGCACCUGAUUCUGAUUCAUCCUUCCCCUGCACACUAACCGAUAGCAUAACAGGCCAGAAUUUUACACUGCCUUCUAGCAUGUCGAGACAAAACCAUGAAAACUCAGACUAUUUUGUUUCUCUCUCUCUCUCUCUCUCUCUCUCUCUCUCUCUCUCUCUCUCUCAACCUGUUAUGUAUAUUGUAUGACUAUUGUAAGCUGCAGUUGUGGAACCAUAGCAUUAACAAUAUGUGAUUUUUAUCCAGGGUUUUGAAAGAGGUUUUGUUUUAAAAGGCCUGGACUUCAUACGUAGGCGUUUUUGGGUUGGGGUUAAUUUUUAUUUUUGGUUAAUUUUGAUACUUGUGUAUGAAUUUUUAAAAUGAAACAUGACUAGCGAAAGACAAAAUCACACCAAGCAUUCUAUCGAAGCAUAGCUCUGAACCUUAACUGAUGCAAGUGCCGCCAUUCUGUUCUAAAUCUGAGAGUGAGUGUGUGUUUGAGUGAAUGAGUGUGUGUGUGCCUCGUCUGUCCAUCUCCUGGGUAACCAGCAGUCUAGAUUUCAGCACAGUGGACCUCCUGAAGGUCUGUGAACUUUAGCCGAGCUGCGAGGACACUUGCACGCGGCGUUGGACAAGAGACCGCGUGAGAUGGCCAAUCAGAAUGCGGUGAGGGAGGGCGGAGUCUGCAUCCUGCCAUCAGGAAGAGACACAGAUCCUUUGGGCAUGUCGUUCACACUGUACAGUAUUUAACUUUCGACAGAACCGGCAAGCUUGACGGCUACACUUCUGACGUCCUCUGUCCCCCGUCCUGUUUAUGUGACUGACUGACUGAUGCCUUACUCUUUUAUUGCACCAGUAAAACUGCCCCUUGACCUUUUUUGUCCUGCCCAGGAGCCCCGCCUUCUUUUUCCUGACCCAUUGAAUGAUUUGUUAGGUCUCUCUGGACCGGCUGCGCUGAGGAAGACAUUACUUUGUGCGAGGGACACGGCGCAGGACUACAUGUUUUAAGCAGGUUAAUUUCUCUUUCGACUUUUUUUGUUUUUUUCCUUUUUUCCUUCCAUACGAUGUCAGAUUUGCUGUUUGUGAUAUAAUUAUCAUUAUUGACAUUUUUUCUUGUUUGUUUAUUUGUUAUUUCUCCUCAUGUAGUUUGGGUUAGUCAAAGACAUGAUCUAUUGGAGAGGAAUCUCUUGCCGGUAACCCAACCAUGUGUUAUACAUGUAACAGUUGAACCUUUUUAAAGUUGUAAAAUAACUAAAAGCUGUAAUUAUAUUUCAGGCUGAUAGCGUAUGGAGGUAGAGGGGAGACGUAUGAUUUUUAACUCCGGUCAUGUUAUGUAAUUCGUUAUUUUGUAAUGUUACUCUUCUGUUGAUCUUGCGUGUUUCUUUUUCAUUUGUGGGAUUACAUCAUUUGAAAAGAAACUAUUGCUUUAUUGCGUAUUGGUCUUUCUCUCUCGCGCUCUCUCGCUCUUUAUCUUCCUUCUCUCUUUAUUUCUGUGGUAUCACAGCUUUUAAUGACAGGUUGAGUUUUAAUAACAAAUUGUAACAUUUUAAUUCUCCUUACGUUUGUUGAUUUCUGAUGUUUU